AUCCUUUAAAGAUAGGUAAUGACAAUGUUUAUACUUGAGUUGGCAGAGACAUAAGAAGGAAAAGCAGGGCAGAGACGGUACCAGCAGAUAGUAGGUCUCCCUCACAAUUUGACAGAAAAUCUUACAACUGAAUCCACCCUACCCCACCCAAUUUCAACCACCGUUGGAGCCGACAAAAAACACAACAAGAAGAAAGCCAACAAACAACAGGUAAGAAGUCUCGGACACCCAUAAACAUGAAACGAAACCAUAAUUCCCACAACCACCACCACUCCUUCCGACCACGCAAAUGGAUGACGAUGAUCAUCGCCAUUGUAACAAUAUGCAUUAUCCUCCUGCUUCUUACCCUCACCAAACCUUCUUCUUCUUCUUCAUCACCAUCUUCUUCCUCUUCUGCAACAUGGUCUUCUUCUUCUUCUUCUUCGUUCAAUUUAACGGAAGAAGUAGGAGUGGGUCUUCCGAGAUUGGCGUACAUGUUGACGGGCACUAAGGGGGAGGAAGCGCAGCUGAAGAGGGUUCUUCAGGCUGUGUAUCAUCCCAGGAACUUCUACCUGCUUCAUCUCGAUCUAGAAGCUUCUGAUGAGGAAAGGCUCGAGCUUGCCAAGUACGUCAAGUUUGAGACUGUGUUUGCGGCGUUUGGGAACGUCAUGGUCGUGGGUAAGUCUGAUUUGGUCACCUACAAGGGCCCCACUAUGGUUGCUUCCACUCUUCACGGCAUUGCUCUGUUGCUCAAGAGGAUUCCCCACUGGGACUGGUUUCUCAAUCUCAGUGCCUCUGAUUAUCCUCUCAUCUCCCAAGAUGAUCUCUUGCACAUCUUUUCAUUCUUGCCCAGGGAUCUAAAUUUCAUUGAGCAUACAAGUAAUAUUGGUUGGAAGGAACAUCAAAGAGCUAGACCAAUCAUUAUAGAUCCAGGCUUAUAUCAUUUGAAGAAAUCUGGUGUUUACUGGGCUAAAGAGAAGAGAUCUGUUCCUUCAUCAUUCAAAUUAUUCACAGGUUCUUCAUGGAUUGUGCUGACAAAGUCGUUUCUGGAGUUUUGUGUUUUGGGCUGGGAUAAUCUUCCUCGCACUCUCCUAAUGUAUUACACGAAUUUUCUUUCAUCCCCUGAGGGCUACUUCCAUACGGUCAUUUGCAAUCAUAAGGACUAUCAAAACACGACCAUUAAUCAUGAUUUACGUUAUAUAAGGUGGGACAAUCCGCCAAAACAGCAUCCAUUGUCCUUGAAGUUGGAGCAUUUUGAUGACAUGGUACGUAGUGGUAUUCCUUUUGCUCGGAAGUUUGCCAAGGAUGAUCCAGUUCUUGACAAAAUUGACAAGGAACUGCUGAGAAGAUCAAAGGGUCACUUUACACCCGGAGGCUGGUGUUUUGGCAGUCCUCUUUUAGGAAAAGACCCUUGCACAGUUUAUGGAAAUCCAAUUGUAGUUAAACCUACUUUGCGAUCGAAGAAGCUAGAAAAACUAAUGGUGAAACUGUUAGAUUCUGAAAAUUUUAGGCCGAAACAGUGUAAAUAGUCGUCACUGCAACUUGAAAUCUCUAUUCACGAUUCUAUUGGCGUUUUUAUUGCAUCUGUUCAAAUUUAACACUGAAUUGCUGUGAAGCGUGCUUCUUUCUUGUGGUAUAUGAACCUAAACUAGGUCUUGUCAAUUCAUGCCGUAAAUGAACCUUUGGUUUCAAGAGAAACUUUUGGUAUUGCCAAUUCAAAAAUCACA
Vigna angularis (adzuki bean) is the source of this 1706-nucleotide messenger RNA. Its product is annotated as beta-glucuronosyltransferase GlcAT14C. Gene Ontology annotation, molecular function: glucuronosyltransferase activity. The coding region runs from base 237 to 1508 and encodes 423 amino acids. The record is from RefSeq and is a predicted model, not a curated record. The transcript has 4 exons. Lineage: Eukaryota; Viridiplantae; Streptophyta; Magnoliopsida; Fabales; Fabaceae. Gene Ontology annotation, cellular component: membrane.